AAAAUAGAUUUACUGGUAGUAAGUAAGAUACCAAAAGUUCGGAAAUUGACACCUAGCCCAUUUUGUGUAAUCGGUGUUGAAAGCCGGUACUAUUUUUCAGUGAGGCGCAGUGAUAUCUAGUGGGGAGUGGCGCGGUUUUGGUCACAUGGACCAAUCAGGUAGCAGCUUUAUUCUAACAACAUACCUGCUAUGGCGACGACAACAUCCGAGAGUGAAGAGGAACGAAAGACCUCAAAAGUUAGAAAAAAAGUGCGUAAAGAGGAAAAUAAAAGAUGCUAUAUGCAUCUUUCAUCUGUGAACAAUGAGGACGUCCAGCACUUCACUCGGACACGGUGGGACACAUACAGAAACUAUUUAAAACAGUGGCUUUGUCUGCAAGACCAGAACAAGCAUCUGGCAGAAAUCUAUAAACAUUGCUCGGAUGUAGAUUUUGACGCUAUUCCUGACGUCGCUGGGUUUCACGCAACAUGCUACCGACGUUUUACAGAUAAAUCUGCAUUGUUUUAUGCCGAGAAAAGGACCGCACGGGCGGUGGGAGAACCAUCUGCAGCCGCAGGUUUGCCCGUUGCUUCUGCCGGCCCCGUCCUGCCAGCCAUCUGUAUAAUUUGUCAAAAAGUGGAAAAGUACACUCGUGUGGGAGGAAAACGCCAGAGGGAUCAACUCACACAAGCAGAAACCGUGUCGGCAGGCCAGUUGCUGAAGGCAGCUGAGAUUAAGAAAGAUGCUGCCAUUCUUCUGCACAUCAACGACAAAGACUGUGUUGCUAUAGAGGUCCGGUACCAUAGGACACUGCAAAAGGGCAAACUACCAAGCAGCAGUAAUGCGACAUUCCCUGACUGCGAUGGCGGCGUGAUGGCGUUUGGGAGCGCGGCCAAGUUGGAGAACUUUGCUCUGGUUCUUGAAGAGAGCAAGCGACACCACAAAGUCUCUCCAUCUUCACCGUUGGUGUGGCCCACACCUUCAAAGAGCCUCCCUCCCCGCUACGCGUCCGCUGGGACUUCGUUUGACGACGACGGCCAUGAGGAGGAGAGCCUCUCGCCGGCAAUAACGCUCACGCGGUGGUGA
Entelurus aequoreus (snake pipefish) is the source of this 1065-nucleotide messenger RNA. RefSeq lists its product as uncharacterized. The record is from RefSeq and is a predicted model, not a curated record. Bases 190 to 1065 code for a protein of 291 amino acids. The transcript is spliced from 5 exons. Lineage: Eukaryota; Metazoa; Chordata; Actinopteri; Syngnathiformes; Syngnathidae.